Molecule: messenger RNA, 3470 nt
Organism: Canis lupus familiaris (dog)
Lineage: Eukaryota; Metazoa; Chordata; Mammalia; Carnivora; Canidae
Gene: INCENP
Product: inner centromere protein
Exons: 20
Coding region: 461-3166 (901 amino acids)
Biological process (GO): meiotic spindle midzone assembly; metaphase chromosome alignment; positive regulation of protein serine/threonine kinase activity
Cellular component (GO): midbody; kinetochore; chromosome passenger complex
Molecular function (GO): protein serine/threonine kinase activator activity
Source: RefSeq, a predicted model, not a curated record
UUAUCCUCCACCCGGGGCACCAGAUCCCGGAAGAGUAAUCAUCUCCCUCCCCCUCGGGGCCUGGCACCCUGUUUUGUGCCGGGAGGCCCUUCCCUUCGCUGACCUCCGGGAUGACGCCAGGUGGCAUUUCUGAAGUUACCCCCUCGCUCAGCAGGGCCCCCGCCAGCUGAGCAGCGCUCCAGACUGGCCGUUGUCGGAGGCCAGUGCCGUCCCUCGCUUUGUCCCUCCGCCAGGACGUCCGCUGUCAGCGGAUCCUCCUCCUUGGCACACUGAUCCUUUCUUUCUCAGGUCACCUCUGACCUGACUUCCAGUGACCCUUUCUAACUAGCCAAGCUGAGGUCUUUAAAAGACAAAAACAAAAGGACUUUCCCAUGGAAGAAGCCAAAACAGUCUUUUUGCGCUUUGUGAAAGAAGCUCUCAACAACUUUGCUAUUUUGAACAGAUACUAAAGAGAGCCACCAUGGGGUCGACAGCCCCAGGGCCCAUUCACCUGCUGGAGCUGUGUGACCAGAAGCUCAUGGAGUUUAUCUGCAAUGUGGAUAAUAAGGACUUAGUGUGGCUCGAAGAGAUUGAGGAGGAAGCCGAGCGCAUGUUCACCAGAGAAUUCAGCAAGGAGCCUGAGCUGAUGCCCAAAACACCUUCUCAGAAAAACCGACAGAAGAAGAGGCGGAUUUCUUAUGUUCAGGAUGAAAACAGAAACCCCAUCCGGAAAAGGCUGUCCCGCAGGCUGUCCCGGAGCAGCCAGCUGAGCUCCCGGCACCUCCGCAGCAAGGGCAAGGUGGAGAAGCUGGCCACAGUGGUGGGAGAGAACGGCUCUGUCCUGCGGCGGGUGACUCGUGCUGCAGCUGCAGCGGCGGCAGCAGCUACUGCCGUGUUAGCUACCCCUUCGCCCAGCCCUGAGUCUUCCCCUGCGCUGACCAAGAAGCCUAAAAACAGCCUGGCCCAGGGCCAGCUGGUGCCCGUGGUAGAGAUCGGCGUCCCAGAGCGCAAGAGUGCCGAGCAGCACCUUGGCCAGCUCAAGUCUGUCCAGACUCCUCUGGCUCCAUCCCCUCCGGCCACCACUCCCGCCUCCCACAGCAUCUUGCUGUCAGAGGAGGAUUCAACACCCAAGAAGCCAGAGGCUGGGAGACCAGAAACCAUCACUGUGAGUUCCCUGAUGGCUACACCCCAGGACCCCAAGGGUCGAGGGGUUGGAACAAGCCGGUCUGCCUCCAAGCUCAGGAUGGUGCAGGCCUCCCCAGGCCCGCAGGACUUGCCGGGCUCUCUGGCCUCCCCAUGGCCAGGGCGGGUGCUGACUUCCAUCCUGCCGGAUAACUGCUCCACGCCCACGGGCACCCAUGUGGACCAGCAGUCAGUGUGGCACAGCCUGAUUGCCCCGUCCUCCCCUGGCUGCCAGGUCUCCCUGGCCCAGGAGUGUUCCCUGGUGGCCAAACAGGAGAAACCUGUCCGCAGGUCAAGCAGGAGGAUUGGCAAGAAGGCCACUGAAGAGCCAGCUGCCUCUGCCCGCAUCAUCUGUCACAGUUACCUGGAGAGGCUCUUGAAUGUUGAGGUGCCCCAAAAAGUUGGCCGUGAGCAGAAGCCCAGCGAGGAGGCUGAGCCAGUAGAGGCAGCUGAGCCAGAGGUCUCCAAGGAUGACAGGAGUACCUUGUGCUCCCGUAGUGCCACCAAGAUCGCCAUUAGCACACCUGGCUCGAGGCCUUUGGCUGGUGGCCAGGAAACACCCUCUGAAGGGCAGCAAGAACCCAAGACUGACCAAGGAGAUAGCCCCAAGGAGCCACCCCAGAGUGUCAGGAGGAAGCGCAGCUACAAGCAGGCAGUGAGUGAGCUGGACGACGAGCAGCAGCUGGAGGAUGAGGAGCUGCAAGCCCCCAGGAGCAAGACGCCUUCCCCACCCUGUCCAGCCAGCAAAGUGGUACGGCCCCUCCGGACCUUCCUGCACACUGUGCAGAGGAACCAGAUGCUCAUGACCCCAACCUCGGCCCCCCGUGGCAGUGUCAUGAAAUCCUUCAUCAAGCGCAACACUCCCCUGCGUGUGGACCCUAAGUGCAGCUUUGUUGAGAAGGAGCGGCAGCGCCUGGAGAACCUGCGACGGAAGGAGGAGGCUGAGCUGCUCCGUCGGCAGAAAGUGGAGGAGGAUAAGCGGCGGCGGCUGGAGGAGGUGAAGCUGAAGCGUGAAGAGCGUCUUCGUAAGGUGCUGCAGGCCCGGGAGCGUGUGGAGCAGAUGAAGGAGGAGAAGAAGAAGCAGAUUGAGCAGAAGUUUGCUCAGAUUGACGAGAAGACCGAGAAGGCCAAGGAAGAGCGGCUGGCUGAGGAGAAAGCCAAGAAAAAGGCCGCAGCCAAGAAGAUGGAGGAGGUGGAGGCACGCCGCAAGCAGGAGGAGGAGGUGCGGCGGCUCAGGCGGCUCCAACAGGUACAAGGACAGGACGAGGAGGAGCGCAGGCACCAGGAGCUGUUGCAGAAGAAGAAGGAGGAGGAGCAGGAGCGGCUGCGCAAGGUGGCCGAGGCCAAGAGGCUGGCGGAGCAGCGGGAGCAGGAGCGGCAGCUGGCGGAGCAGCGGGAACAGGAGCGCAGGAAGGAGCAGGAGCGGCUCCAGGCCGAGAGGGAGCAGCAGGAGCGGGAGCGGGAGCGGGAGAAGGCCCUGCAGUUACAGAAGGAGCGGCUGCAGAGGGAACUGGAGGAGAAGAAGAAAAAGGAGGAGCAGGAGAGGCUGCGGGAGGAGCGGCUGGCUGAGGAGCAGCAGAGGAAAGCCAAGGAGGUGGCGGUGACCGGCAAAGGCCUGAAUGUGACUGUGGAUGUGCAGUCUCCAGCUUGUACCUCAUAUCAGAUGACUCCCCAGGGCCACAGAGCUCCCCCCAAGAUCAACCCAGAUAACUAUGGGAUGGAUCUGAAUAGUGAUGACUCCACUGAUGACGAGGCCCAUCCCCGGAAGCCCAUCCCCACCUGGGCCAGAGGCACUCAGCUAAGCCAGGCCAUCAUCCACCAGUACUACCACCCCCCGAACCUACUUGAGCUCUUUGGAACCAUUCUCCCCCUGGACUUGGAGGACAUCUUCAAGAAGAGCAAGCCCCGCUACCACAAGCGCACCAGCUCUGCCGUCUGGAACUCACCGCCCCUGCUGGGUUCCAGGCUCCCCAGCAGUCUGGCCUACAGCCUCAAGAAGUACUGAGGCCCCUGGCCCUCUUGUCAGUCUCAGCCCCUAUGCAUGUCUGCCCGCCCCUCUGUUGGUCUGGCGCCAUCCUGCCUGGUGUUCUGUCUGGGGUUUUGGCCACGUGUAUAGAAAUGUUCUCCGUGUGCUGCAGGUAGAACGUGGCCCAGACCUGUUUGGAGGCUGCAUUUGGUGGGUGGUUGGGGGAGAACCAUCCCAGCCCCACCUGACCUGCAGACAGCACUCUGUAAAUAGAUUGUUAUAAUGCAGCUGAAUUUUAGCUUCUAGUGUUCAAGAGCUAGAUUAAUAAAGUCUGUUCCUUUAA